GCAUAAUCAGUUAAUUGAUAUCAAAGCCGUUAUACAUCUCUAUACCCCGGGUCCCGCCAAACUGAUCGUCAGUAUAGGCCUGCCUCAUUCUUGAUCUACCCGCCUCUACCUAUCGCUCGAUCGACCUUGACCCCGAGACACGGAAAUCAAAGGAGACGGUGUGAAGAAGGUAUUCGUGAAGUGAGACGGACAGACACAAACACUAACAGCCUACAGUCAUUGGGAACGCUACCUAUAAUAUCUACGGUACUAUAGGAUACUCUAGGAUACGCUAGCUAUACACGAUCCUGAUAGGAUACAAUACAAUACUGUAGGAUAACAAGCGACACCAUCAAUAAUGGCGACACGCCUGGUUCUGUCUCUUUUCUUCAUCUAUGGAGUUAUGGUUCUCCAAACAAAAGUAUAUUUCAGGGAAUAAUGAAUUGAUGGGAUCUUCUAGUCAUAAUGAAGAAUUGGUCUCUGUUGACAAUGCAACAACCGUUCAAAUGACCAUGACAACCGUACCAUCGAACAUGACAACCGUGCCAUCGAACAUGACAACCGUUCCUUCGACCAUGACAACCGUGCCUUCCAACAUGACAACCGUUCCUUCGACCAUGACAACCAUGCCUUCCAACAUGACAACCGUUCCUUCCAACAUGACAACCGUUCCUUCCAACAUGACAACCCUUCCUUCGAACAUGACAACCGUUCCAUCGAACAUGACAACCGUGCCUUCCAACAUGACAACUGUUCCUUCCAACAUGACAACCAUGCCUUCCAACAUGACAACCGUUCCUUCCAACAUGACAACCAUGCCUUCCAACAUGACAACCGUUCCUUCGACCAUGACAACCAUGCCUUCCAACAUGACAACCGUUCCUUCCAACAUGACAACUGUUCCGUCGAACAUGACAACCAUACCAUCGAACAUGACAACCGUACCAUCGAACAUGACAACCGUUCCUACCAACAUGACAACUGUUCCAUCCAACAUGACAACCGUGCCUUCCAACAUGACAACCGUACCAUCCAACAUGACAACCGUUCCAUCGAAUAUGACAACCGGUCAUUCAACCAUGACCACACGAAUUAACCCCACAGUUACUCCCUCGCCGUCGAAAUCAAAGUUCAGCACCGGCACAUUCUUCGGAGGCAUAGGUGUGGGGAUUGUCUUUGUUUUCAUUGUAAUGGCGGGAAUCUAUGGUGUUAGAAAAAGAAGGCGGGUGCUUGAAGAAAAAGUGCAAUAUAAAACUAUAGAAUGAGAAAUAUGAGAGAGAGAGAGAGAGAGAGAGAGAGAGAGAGAGAGAGAGAGAGAGAGAGAGAGAGAGAUGUGAAUGUGUGUGUAUUUAUAUAGUUACACAAGUGUACAAGAAAAAUUUCCAGAUUUUUAAAUUCACUGUAAAUGUUAUUUUGACAGUUACUUAAGAAAAGGGAGCCGGGGAUCGAGAAAGAUGGUAGUCCAGACAUUCCAUUGUAUCUCCUUACUUCAAAAUAUCAAACAUUUUCAUGGGUUUUUUGUUAGCUGUAUGUAAAGCAUUGUUCAUUUAUUACAUUUUGUUUCAAUCUAGCUGUGUUAACGUUAAAAAUAAAUGUCAAAUAUUUUUUCUUCCUAAUUUCGAUUCUACAGAUUUCUAAUAUGCUUGGUUUACUAUAAGUGCAUCAUAUCCAACCCCAAUAAACAACUACGUUAGAUAAUUUACACU
Molecule: messenger RNA, 1685 nt
Organism: Magallana angulata
Lineage: Eukaryota; Metazoa; Mollusca; Bivalvia; Ostreida; Ostreidae
Product: zonadhesin-like
Exons: 2
Coding region: 375-1244 (289 amino acids)
Source: RefSeq, a predicted model, not a curated record